CCUCCUUCCCCGCUCUUCUCAGCGGUCCCCCGCCCCUUCCCUUGGCCUCCUCCUCUCUCGCCUGCAGCUGAGCGUCCCCUCCCCCCACCCGUCGGACUCCUCGGCGGCUACUGCAGAGGAUCCAGAGCCGAGUUGCUGAGGAGGAGGAGGCUCCCGGUCCCUGCGCGCCAUCCGCCACCUUACUGGACACGGGCGAAGGAGCGAGAGCGUCGCCUCUGUAGCCCCCGGAGAAGACAAGGGCAUCGCCGUCUGCGCUGCCGCCGUUUUCGCCUUCAGCGGCUCGCCGGUGCUAGGUGGAUGGAUUGUCAUUAACUCUGAGACAGUCAGUACAGGAUGGAAGAACAGGCUUGGAGAAAGAUGGAUCCUCAGUCUUCUACAAUGAACCCUGUUUAUAGCCCCGUUCAGCCUGGGGCUCCUUAUGGCAACCCUAAGAACAUGGCCUACACAGGUUACCCCACAGCCUACCCGGCAGCGGCCCCUGCCUAUAAUCCCAGCCUGUACCCCACCAAUAGCCCCAGUUAUGCUCCAGAGUUUCAGUUCCUGCAUUCAGCUUAUGCAACUCUACUGAUGAAACAGGCCUGGCCACAGAACUCAUCUUCCUGUGGCACUGAAGGCACCUUCCACCUCCCAGUGGACACCGGGACCGAGAACCGAACUUACCAAGCAUCCUCUGCCGCUUUCAGAUAUACUGCGGGGACACCAUACAAGGUCCCUCCGACCCAGAGUAAUACUGCUCCGCCCCCCUACUCCCCAUCACCCAACCCCUAUCAGACGGCCAUGUAUCCAAUCAGAAGUGCCUACCCCCAGCAGAAUCUGUAUGCCCAGGGAGCCUACUACACACAGCCGGUGUAUGCAGCCCAGCCCCACGUCAUCCACCACACCACGGUUGUCCAGCCCAACAGCAUUCCCUCUGCCAUCUACCCGGCGCCUGUUGCUGCCCCCAGGACCAACGGUGUGGCCAUGGGCAUGGUGGCUGGCACCACCAUGGCAAUGUCAGCAGGUACCCUGCUGACUGCACCCCAGCAUACCGCGAUUGGGGCACACCCUGUCUCCAUGCCAACAUACAGGGCCCAGGGGACCCCUGCGUACAGCUAUGUGCCCCCGCACUGGUAAAGCCUGCAGCCCACCCAAAUCUGGAGUCACACAUUGUAUGCAACUACUCAAGUCUUACCCAGGUGCUGGAGCCUUCCCUAGCAGCACCACCUCUAUUUGCAAGAAGAGACAACAGAAGUGCAAGGGUCACUUUAUGCAUCUUUAAUGGUUUUGGUUUUUAAUUUUGGUUUUUGUAAAAGCUGCUUUUUCUAAUCUCCUGCCUCUCCUCACUGUCCCCCUCUUAGCUGCUGCCCUUCCAACUCUAUCCCCUCAUCGUACCUGACCAGGCACAUCCUCUCUGUUCUUUCCUUCGCCAGAGACCCCAGUCUAGUGGCAGGCAGAGAGAGGGGUUUAUUGCAAUGGUUCAGCUUCUUUUGAAGAGCAUAAAAGAUGUGGCCCUCGGGUGCAGGGUAGGACCUCAGAGCUGUGUUGAGCAGACCAUGUCUUGAGGGGAUUGUUUCUUUUUGACUUUUUUUCUUAAGCAAGAUUAGGACAUUACCGUAUCCUGACACAACUGAACAGUCUUCUGAGAACCAUUGCAAUAGACCACGAACAAAACCACCUGAUUAGGUAGAAGCACUCAUAGCGUAACACCCAGGUGAGAACCUGGGAAAACAGAUUCUUUCUUUGGGAGAGCUUGGCUGGGGGACAGGGCAGGGGGAGGCACUGUGGGAAAGAAGAGGGGAGAGAGGUUUUUGCCUGCUGGUUUUGGUUUGUAGGGUCUCUGGCCAAAUUGUCUGGCCCUUGACCCUCUGAUUUGCACAGUGAUGCUAACUGGCCUGGCACUUCUUUAGAAGGUAAUUUUUGAUCUCGGACCUGCCAAGCAGCUGCAGGGUAGUGGGAUCCCAGCCUCCCAAAGUCUUGGAAGGCCAAUGUAAUCCAGACAUUGGCCUCAGCCCUCAUGGACCCACUCUGAUGAGGAGCUUACUCCUGAUUGGAGUGGAGCCCUAGGGCAUUUCCCUCCCCUCUGCCUUUCCCAGGGCCGGGGCCCACCCAUCUGUCCACAGGGCUGGCAGGCUGGCCAAGCUCAUGGUUACCUUGUGCCAUUCAUGGCCAAACUGAAGGAACCACAUUCCAGGUGGGUGCUGGCAGCUCUGAAAGUCAGGAUAGUGAAGGAAAAAUAAUAGCAAUAAACAUUUCAUAGACUCAUGGAACUGAAGGGACCUUAGCAAUCAUCUCAUCCAUUCCCCCAUCUGACAGAUAAGGAAGCUGAGGCCCAGAGAAGAAAGGACCUCCCUAGAACUCACAGUAAAUUAGCAUUCGAUGUGGCCUUCCUACCUAAGGUUAUGUUGUCCACAAAAAUUUACCUAGGGCUGGAUUGGCUUGGUUUUGCAAAAAUAAAGUCAGCCGCACCGACACCUGGUGAGCUCUGGAACAGCCUCCGGGUUUUUGUUUCUGCUCUUUCCCCACGCGAACUCCAGAGGGGUGUGUUGAAUACUGGGCAGAGGUCACAUGAGGACAGACGGCAGGAACAAUAAUUGCAAAUGAAUAGCAUUUGGAAAUUCUGUGAGGACAUCUGGAGGUUUUGUCCUACACCUGACUCCAGCUUUAGGAGGAGCACAUAGGCUGCCUGCAAAGGAAACUCAAGUAAAGGACAGCAGCCCCUCAUCCUGAGAGGAGAGUAGGAUGAGGCCCAGGAGACACAGGCUGUCCUGGGAGAAGAGGGACCCCUGAGCGAGGAGGCCCCACUAGUCCCAGCCAGGUGGCCAGGUUGCCCAGCAUUGUCCCCUGUAUCCAGCACUUGGCUGGGCCAGCAGCCCCUGGUGUGUGUGGGGGAAGCAGGAACAUUUUACUUUACAAAAUAGGAUCAUUAAUAAUAUUUGGGACUUUUAAAUAAUUCUUCAUUUUAAAGUCUUACAAACUUAGACAUACCACUACCCCUACCACCCAUGUCUCCCUAAAGGAGGGAAAAAUCAGGAACCCUUGGGGCCAGAAGGGCCUCAGAGGCCACCAUUCCCAGAAGGGCAAAGCCCAUCAGCAUGCUCGGCCCAGAGCCAGGAGUUAGGGGCCUACCUUUUUGGCCUUCCAGGGAACUGCAGGACCAGCAAAGAGAACCCCAGCUCUUCUAAAUGGUCUGUUCUAGGGUACUGAUGAGGUUUCAUUUUAAAGCAACAGAAAACUUCCAGUGUUAAUCCAUUUUUUGCAAAUACAUCCUCCUACUCUCUGCUUUUGUAAGGGUGGGUGAAGUUGUUUUAGAUUACGUUGUGUGUGUUUGGAAAAUGCCAAAAUAAUAACAAUGAUAACAAUAA
Molecule: messenger RNA, 3341 nt
Organism: Manis javanica (Malayan pangolin)
Lineage: Eukaryota; Metazoa; Chordata; Mammalia; Pholidota; Manidae
Gene: FAM168A
Product: family with sequence similarity 168 member A
Source: RefSeq, a predicted model, not a curated record